CAUUACUACACAAUACAUGAGAGGACAAUCUACCAAAUCAGUCGGUGCUACUGUAGCUUCGAGAGAAGGAGCACCUGAGAGUGAAGAACAGAGAUUUAAACAGAAAUGCAAAGAGUUAAAGAAGAGGAUAAAUGAGGUGGAAGAAAGUAAUGAGAUUGCCACACUUGCAUUAAGCAGAACUAAGACAGCUAUUCGUCGUUUGCGUCUUGAAUAUGCCAUUUUGUUGGAAAGGUUAGAGGAACGUGCCAUAGUACCUGCUUUUGACGGAGAAGAUAUGCAAUUUCCUCCUACCCCCAUUGUACUUGAUGAGUCAUUAACUAACAACUCCAAGCUGGUGAAGGGGGGAGCAGCGAAGAAAAAUGGAAGAAAAAUUGGUGGACGAUCAGGAUCCACAUUAUCAGGAUCUAAUGCUACAACAGGAAAAACUGGUAAAAUUCGUGAUCCUGAUUUACCGAAAAGACCUACAAAUGCUUAUUUAAUCUUCUGUGAGAUGGAAAAGGAUAGAAUAAGACAAGAGUUGGAAGCAAAAAAUCCUGGCGUGGUGAAUGACUUAUCGAGAACUUUAACUGAAGCUUGGAAAAACUUGGAUGAUGAACUGAGAAAACCGUACUAUAAACUUUAUGAAGAUGACAAGGAUAGAUACCAGAGAGAGAUGGCUGUGUAUAAUCUGAAAAAGGAUGACGAGACUGAAUCUGCAUUGAAACUGCCUGCCAAGAAGCAGAAACUCGAGAGUCCAAAGGAAAUGGAAACUGAUACAGUUAUUCAACAACAAUUGAACUCUGAUAUAGAUACACCAGCAAGUGAAUUGAACGAAAUUGAAGAAAAUGUUACUGAACUGGUUGAAAAAUCAGAUAAAGAAGCUGCUUCGCAUAAUGAAAGAGACGGUCAGGAACUGGAACCUAUAUAACUUGAUGCGGACAGACUAUUUAACCAAUAUAAAUAUACGGGAAUACACAGUACUUUAAGUUUUUUAAUAUUGCAC
[Candida] anglica is the source of this 982-nucleotide messenger RNA. NCBI's taxonomy places the organism in Eukaryota, Fungi, Ascomycota, Pichiomycetes, Serinales, Debaryomycetaceae. The record is from the annotation of a GenBank genome assembly.